Messenger RNA from Capsicum annuum, 705 nucleotides. RefSeq names its product MADS-box protein JOINTLESS. NCBI's taxonomy places the organism in Eukaryota, Viridiplantae, Streptophyta, Magnoliopsida, Solanales, Solanaceae. Gene Ontology annotation, biological process: positive regulation of transcription by RNA polymerase II. Gene Ontology annotation, molecular function: DNA-binding transcription factor activity, RNA polymerase II-specific; protein dimerization activity; RNA polymerase II cis-regulatory region sequence-specific DNA binding. Gene Ontology annotation, cellular component: nucleus. Bases 1 to 705 code for a protein of 234 amino acids. The record is from RefSeq and is marked provisional. The transcript is spliced from 8 exons.
AUGGCUAGAGAGAAAAUUCAGAUCAAGAAAAUAGACAAUUCAACAGCAAGACAAGUGACAUUUUCAAAGAGAAGAAGAGGGCUUUUCAAGAAAGCUGAAGAACUUUCUGUUCUUUGUGAUGCUGAUGUUGCUCUCAUCAUUUUCUCUUCUAAUGGAAAACUCUUUGACUAUUCUAGCUCAAGCAUGAAACAAAUCCUUGAGAGGCGUGAUUUGCAUUCCAAAAAUCUUGAAAAAUUGGAUCAACCCUCACUUGAACUUCAGCUUGUAGAGAAUAGCAAUUACUCAAGACUAAGCAAGGAAAUUUCUGAGAAGAGUCAUCGAUUAAGGCAAAUGAGGGGUGAAGAAAUACAAGGACUAAAUAUCGAAGAGUUACAACAGUUGGAAAAAUCUCUUGAAACUGGAUUGAGCCGCGUUAUAGAGAAAAAGGGUGAUAAAAUAAUGAGAGAGAUUAAUCAGCUCCAACAUAAGGGCAUGCAACUAAUGGAAGAGAAUGAAAAAUUGAGGCAACAGGUGAUGGAGAUAUCUAGUAAUAAAAAUAAUAAUGGGUACAAAAAUCCAAUAGUAUUUGAACCAGAAAUUGAGUUUAAUUAUGAAGAAGGUCAAUCAUCUGAAUCAGUCACAAAUCCAUGUAACUCAACUGGUCCUCCUCAAGAUGAUGACAGUUCUGAUACUUCUCUUAAAUUGGGGCUACCUUACUCAGGUUGA